This is a messenger RNA of Gavialis gangeticus (Gharial), 5541 nucleotides long. It is a transcript of the gene FBXL4, whose product is annotated as F-box and leucine rich repeat protein 4. The transcript is spliced from 9 exons. Bases 697 to 2574 code for a protein of 625 amino acids. NCBI's taxonomy places the organism in Eukaryota, Metazoa, Chordata, Crocodylia, Gavialidae. Gene Ontology annotation, biological process: SCF-dependent proteasomal ubiquitin-dependent protein catabolic process. Gene Ontology annotation, cellular component: SCF ubiquitin ligase complex. The record is from RefSeq and is a predicted model, not a curated record. Gene Ontology annotation, molecular function: protein binding.
CAGCCCGGGGUUGGAGGCUUGAGAUGGUUCUUUAGUCCCACUUCCUUUUCCCAAACUCAAAUGUGCACAAUUAAAGGUUGUUAGCAAGGAGGGAAGGGUUAGACUUUCAUCAGAGGAGCCUCAUUACUAAGGAGGAUGUGAAAUAAUAGCGUGCAUCAAGUACUAGACCUGAAGGAGCUGAGAUUGGGUUGGGAUUAUGGGGUAUUCAACUGGGAGCCGUGACUAAGGAACCAAAUCAGAUUUGUGCUUGGGGUGGAGUCCUGAGCUUGUUCCUUCCUCCUGGCAUGAGGUGAUCCCCAGGCAGGCUGGGUGGUGGGCUCGCUGCUUUGGCAGUCAGUUGGAGAGCAUUUGUGCUUUGGAGCGCCUGUGGAGCCCACCUGAAGAAAAGUCUGUUGAGCAGCAGUUUGAAAGCAAAAGGUGAAGAAAUCCCAUGUGCCAAAUUGGCCACCCAGGUGUUGAGGAAAGGUGUAACAGGCUGUCUAGAUGAACUGCUUCUGAUGCCAGAACUGUGAAGACCUACCUCGCCUCGUGGCUGUAUGGAUAUGACCAGCUAAUAAGUAUAAUAUAGAAUCCACUGAAUUUACUUUUGCAGUCUACUGACUUCUGUAUCAGGGCUAUUUUUUAAACAUCCUACAAAGGGUUAAUGGACCUUGUAAAGGACUCCUAACCAUUUGCAGCUUCAUAACUCAUAUCUAGAUGUCACCGGUGUUUCCCAUGUUAACAGUUCUGAGCAUGUUUUACUAUAUCUGCCUUCGGCGCCGAGCCAGGAUUGCUACAAGGGGAGAAAUGAUGAACAGCCGGAGAGCUAUUGAAUCAAACAACCGAGCCUUACCUGUCAAUGUUGAAAUAGUCCAGUAUGCCAAAGAAGUCUUGGAUUUCAGUUCCCAUUAUGGUAGUGAAAACAGCAUGUCAUACACCAUGUGGAAUUUGGCAGGUAUUCAGAAUGUGUACCCUAGUUCUGGUGACUUUACUCAGACUGCGGUGUUUCGAACUUAUGGAACGUGGUGGGAUCAAUGUCCUAGUGCCCGAUUGCCGUUCAAGAGGACUCCACCUAACUUCUACAGCCAGGACUAUGUGGAGCUUGCUUUUGAGGAUCCAGUAUAUCCCACAGCUGUGCAUAUUCUGGAAACGUAUCAUCCUGGAGCUGUAGUUAGGGUUUUGGCUUGUUCUGCAAAUCCCUAUUCCCAAAAUCCACCAGCUGAAGUAAGGUGGGAAGUCCUUUGGUCAGAGGCGCCUACCAAGGUGAAUGGUCCUCAGGCUCGUCAGUUCACACCUUGCAUCAAACAGAUCGACUUUCCUACCAACUUAAUUCGACUGGAAGUAAAUAGCUCCCUUUUGGACUAUUACACUGAAUUAGAUGCAGUAGUGCUACAUGGUGUGAAAGAGAGACCUGUGCUUUCACUGAAGACUACAAUGAUUGAUAUGAAUGAUAUUGAUGAGGAUGAGGAUGAAGAUGAAGAUGAAGAAAAAGAUGGUGGUGGAAUGGAAAGUCUUAAUAAACAGUUCAGUGUUGCUGCUCUCAAGGAAUGGCCAACAAAUGGAUAUUUUGAUAAACUACCUUAUGAGCUCAUCCAGUUGAUUUUGAGUCAUCUUACAGUACCUGACCUGUGUAGACUAGCACAGACUUGUAAGCUACUAUAUCAGCAUUGCUGUGACCCUCUACAGUACAUUCACCUCAGUUUACAACCUUACUGGGCAAGGAUAAAUGACACAUCUCUGGAAUAUCUACAGUCUCGCUGCACUCUCGUCCAGUGGCUGAAUUUAUCUUGGACUGGAAACAGGGGAGCCAUCUCUGUUUCUGGAUUUAGCAGGUUCAUGAAAAUUUGUGGCUCUGAACUAGUCCGCCUUGAGUUGGCUUGUGGCCAUUUCCUCAAUGAGACUUGCUUGGAGGUCAUUGCUGAGACAUGUGUAAACCUUCAGGAAUUAAAUCUCUCCUCCUGUGAUAAGCUACCACCUCAGGCUUUCAACCACAUUGCCAAAGUAGGCAGCCUUAAGCGUCUCAUCCUUUAUCGAACAAAAGUAGAGCAAACAGCACUACUCAGCAUUCUGAACUUCUGUUCAGAGCUUCAGCACCUCAGCCUGGGUAGCUGUGUCAUGAUUGAAGACUAUGACCUGAUAGCUAGUAUGAUGGGAGCAAAAUGCAAAAAGCUUCGUACUCUGGAUUUGUGGAGAUGUAAAAACAUUACUGAAAAUGGAAUAGCAGAACUGGCUUCAGGCUGUCAGCUCCUGGAGGAGCUUGAUCUUGGCUGGUGCCCUACUCUACAGAGCAGCACUGGCUGCUUCACAAAUAUUGCACGUAAGCUCCCAAACUUGCAAAAGCUCUUUCUUACGGCCAACCGAUCUGUGUGUGACACGGACAUUGAAGAACUUGCUGCUAACUGUACUCAUCUACGGCAGUUGGAUAUAUUGGGGACGAGGAUGGUAAGCCCUACAUCUUUAAGAAAAUUGCUGGAGUCUUGUAAAGAUCUUUCUUUACUUGAUGUGUCCUUCUGUUCACAAAUUGAUAAUAGAGUUGUGCUAGAACUGAAUGCCAGCUUUCCUCAUGUGCUCAUAAAAAAGAGUUUCACUCAGUGACUCGCUACAUAUGCAGCAAUUGAAUUCAUUUGACAGUGUUUCCUGUGAAUUUGUGAUGACUUUCUUUUUUUUAAAGAAAAAUAUAAACUCUCCUAUAAAAUAGGGGGAAAUGUUAAUUAUCCAAAUGGAAUGGAUAAUAUAUAAACUAAUAUAUUUGGUGGGAAGCUGUUAUUAGUCUGUACUUACUACUUGUUUUACAAUUUGUUAAUUGGUUGCAUUGCAUGUUUUUAAAUGCUAGCCAGAUACGUGGCUUAAAUUAGUGGAAAAUGAAAAACUUACUCUGCAAUGCCCUUUAAAAGAGCAUUUUUAUGAUAAAUUAUAUUAAUGUUCAAAUAAAAGUUAAGUUUUAAUAUUUAGUGCUAGGAAUACGAGGGAUGCUUUCUCUCUCCCUUAUUCUACUUUGUGACAUUUUAGUUUUGGUCUGCAACAUACAGUUUACUGAUUUGAUCUGUAAUGGUCUACCUGAAAAGUUGCUGAUGCUUCUGUAAGAUCAGAGUAGUUUGAAAGAAACUUUUCCCCCUCUUUUGUUGGCAAUGACUUAGAAGCUAUUUUAAAAUUUUGAUGCGUCUGAUGAGAAGAGGUAACUCCACAUUGAAUAGAUGAAGUGCAGAGAUACUUUGUAGCUCUACCUAAAUGACAUUAACAGAUGUCUACAAAAACCCACCGCAUAAGUUUGUAUCAGAAACAAAAAGAAAAUUACCUCCUUCUUCCUGGAUAUAAAAUUUGGUGCAGGUGCUUACUGUCAUAACUGAUAAUGUGUAGAAAACUCCAGAGCAGUUUUCUUUUCAAAUAUCUAGAUUUAUGGUCAAGUUUGUGUUGGCUUGUGAUACAUCUGCUUAUCACAUGAAAUACUAUGAAGUACUACUAUAACAAUAUUACUCAGGAUAAUGUAUUAGAAACUGAGAUGCUUAUUUUUUUUCAUUAAAAGAGUAAGUCCCAGUAAUCUAAAUCUCCUUAACUACUGAGCCUGGAGUAAAUAGAUGGUGAAGUCAGAGAUAAAUUCUAUGGUUUUCUUCCACAGUUAGCACUUGCCUGAGACAUCCUUUCCUCCCUAAAGUCAUCAGUGUUACUCUGGAUUGGUAUUUGCAGUAUAUGAUCAUAUUUGUAUAACUUACACAUUUUAUCCACUACUAGUGAACACAGACCACCAAAUGUGGUCUGUCAUUUGGGAUCUCCUCCAUUAUUGCUGCCAUAUUGUCCUGUAUUGUUUCUGAUUGUCCACUGGAAAAACAGGCAAAACAUUUCAUCCAACAGCAAGCUAUUGCUCUACAGAAGACCAGCAAAGGAUGCCAGAACUGAUACAGUAAAUAGAUGUCCACUCUAGAAGAGGACUACCUCAAACCAUUGAUGAACGACCUCCAUGGAUCUUGAAUUAGUACUUCUGACUCUUAAUACCCAUACCAAUGUUUUACAAGUCAUUUCACAAAAGAAGGGAAGAACAUUUUCUAUGCUUUAUAAAACUCUUCUGAUUUUAAAUUUUACAGAAUCUUUUAGAAAAUUCCAGAUCCAAAGACAAGUGCACAGAUGUCUGUUGUUCACACAUAGAUGUCACCAUGUGAUUUCCAGCUAGGUGCCUCCAUUCAGUUUUUGUUUCAGGAAAUUGGAGGUGCUUAGAUGUGUUUAAAUGUAGACAUUUUUUCAGCUGACAGAUGUCUGCCCUAAAGUGGUUCUGUGAAAGCCCUGGUAUUAUUUUGGGAGUACUCGCUUCUUUUGGCAGUUCCUCCCCUCCCCCCCACCCCAAACUUAUUUUUAUUAUGCUUUUAUGUACAAGUAAUAUGUACUCAUUGUAACUAAGAAUUUAACAUUAAUGUCCAGUUAUAGAGCACAGCUUCAGACAGUGGGUGUUUACAAACAUUGAUGUUUUUAAAAUACCAUUUUUUCUAUUGUAUAAUUUCACUCCUCAGGGUGCAUCUGAUUUUUUCAUCUUUCUUUUUCCUUAAGGAAUGUUUCUGAGCUUGUUUUUAAUUGCAAGUGGAAUGGGGUUGGCCUAUGAUGGAUGCAGUGCCUUUGAAAUUGUUCAAGUAGGUGAAUAGUAUAGCCUUAUUCUGCAGUUUGCAUGAAGCAUAACAGAAUUUGAAAGAUGGAGUAUAAAAAAGAUGGAGAAAGAAUUUCACUUCUCUUAUUUCUUAUAAGGAAGGUCAGAAUUGACUUCUGUUUCAUUUUUGUUGUUCAAACUAAAGGAUCUUUUUUUCUACUUGUCUCUUGAGUUUGGAAUUCAGUUUCUGUCUAGAACUACCUGUAGUAGCUGGAAAAUCCAUUGAAUUAUCGCAUCAUAUUUUCUAGUAAAGUAAAACCUAAAUUGUAUUCAGUGAGUUCAGAGCUUUAACUUUUGCUUGCUUAUGUUUAAUUUAAAAGACUGAUAAAUCCUUUGGAAGGAAGGACAUUUCUGGUUACAGUUCAAUACCGUGCCCCUUCAGGUAAUGGAUAAAAUGCUCAGCACAAUAUUGUAUACCUCCAAUAAGUCUUCCAGCAAAACAAGGAAAGACCAGACUUUAACAUUUCUGAUGCUUCUAAGGUAAAAGGAAAACCAGGGGGAAAAAACCCUACACUCUCAAGUCUUCUUUUAUACAUCAUAAAGAAGCAAAUUGUAGAGUAUGUGAUCCUAGUGAAGAAAACAGGACUACUCACAUGCUUUAUUCAUCAUAAUGAAAGGAAAAUUGGCCACAGUGCUUCCAGGUAAUUAUGAAGAAUAAUCAAGGAGUUUCUGUUAUAUUGUCAAACUUGCAUCACACAAGGAAACAACUCCUUUAAAAUGAUAUUUAUUUAUACCUGUAGACUGAAUUCCUCUUUAUCCAUGAAAUGGUGUAAGCUGUGGCCUUUGGUUGUGCAGCCUUUCCCGUGCUGCUUUGAGCAAGUGCCUCAGGGCUUGUCUCCAAAUGAAAGUCACUACAGAAUAAGGUAGAGUGUAAAUAUCAAGUCUAGGAACCAUUCUGAACCUAACCCCAUGUGGGGACACAUUUAUUGGGG